Molecule: messenger RNA, 816 nt
Organism: Paramecium tetraurelia
Lineage: Eukaryota; Ciliophora; Oligohymenophorea; Peniculida; Parameciidae
Exons: 2
Biological process (GO): protein dephosphorylation
Cellular component (GO): cytoplasm
Molecular function (GO): protein tyrosine/serine/threonine phosphatase activity
Source: RefSeq, a predicted model, not a curated record
AUGCUCAAUCGAACAGAUAAGAGUUCUCAAUUCAGGAGAACAAAUUAAAGCAUGGAGGGUGCUUCAAAAAAAGAAAUCAUUUCAGAUCAAAAAUCCAGAAAGGAAUUAGCAGUUCCUUAAGAGGAUGAGAGGAAAAUGUUAGGAUCUAAGGAAAGUGAAAAGCGAUCUCAACUGAAAAUUGGGAGUCACCAAUAAUCAAGAAAGACUCUUAGAGGACAGGAUGACGAGGAGAAAGGGACUAAGGUUAUAGGAGAAGGGAGAUUGGAUGAAUAUGGAGAAGAAGAGGAGGAUACUGUUUGUCUAAGGUUUCCUCAUCUAUCCUUUUGUCCUUACAACUAUCAAUCCCAAUUGAAGGAGACUUUAUUCGUUGAAAUUUAACCUGGAAUUUAUCUAUGCGGAUUUGCCAUGGGAUUAUGGACUAAAUACUUGUUAUAAAAAGCAGUAACGAAUGUAUUGAACCUAACCUCCAUGGAAUACACUAAGAGAACUAAGUAUUUUAGAUAUUUAAAUAUUGAUGUUCACAAUACUUCUGAUGAGGAUAUUAAAAAACACUUUAGAAUUAGUAAUAGAUUCAUAAGAGAAACUUUACUAUAAAAAGGCAAAGUGCUUAUUCACUGUAGAGAUGGACUUAAUAUUGGUCCAUGCUUUAUCUUAGCUUAUUUGAUAAAUGAAAUAAAAAUGCCCUUGAAAUUAGGAAUUGAGUUAUUACAAUCCUUUAUUCCACUAUUAGAUAUCGCUGUUCAUUUCUAUAAGCAGUUAGAGUAAUACGAUUUAGAGAAAUUGGCUCUAUUAUAAGUAAAAACCAAAGAUUCAUGA